AUGACAAUGUCCGUUGCGUAUUUGCUCAUUUAUAGAAGCUUGCGCUUAAACCUGUUGAGGCUCACCUCCAUAGACGAAAGAAGGCAUCAAAGCUAUAGCAAGGCAUCUCAGUUAUCAAACGUGAGCAAAGACAGCAUGGAACAUAGAAGAAAAGAACAGAACAUACACCUAGCGAAGAUGUUCAUCAUUGUAGUCGUGGUAUUUGCAAUCAGCAUGUUUCCAAAUCAAGUCAUUUGGUUUUGGAACGACUUUGAAAAUGGAGGCAAGAGCGAUUAUUUUAAUUACGUUUCCGCCGUGGGUCGGAUCUGUACUUACGCGAACAGCGUUUUAAAUCCAUUUAUUUACGCCCUGAAAAGCAAAGAAUUCAGAUCUGGCUUUGCAAGGAUUGGUCACACCACUGUGGUUAAGCCUUUAAGAAAGAUAAGCAGCGAAACUCGAAAAUUUGCCCGCAAAGUAAGUAGAAGUGUCUCUGACAAUCAGCGUCCCUCACCUCCGCCGGAGGAAACUAAUUCGCGCGGAAAUUUGAAGUCUGUUCGAAUUUGUUCUGACCAAACAUGGAAUGGAAAAAUAACAAAUUUAUAUGACUCGGAUUUCGCAGAUGGGAAACGUAUGGAUGAGCAAAAUUUUAUUAUGGAUUUAUCUCUUCAAGAGGGGAUGAUAAACAGCUCAAACUUAAGGAAACUUCUCGAAGAACUAAAAGAAACUGAUUGUUAA
Messenger RNA from Porites evermanni, 714 nucleotides. NCBI's taxonomy places the organism in Eukaryota, Metazoa, Cnidaria, Anthozoa, Scleractinia, Poritidae. The record is from the annotation of a GenBank genome assembly.